AUGAAUAGCUUGUUAUUGAUCUUCAUUUCAGCCGUUGCAGCUGCUAGUAGCGACACAAUUUCCAUUUCGUAUGAUACCAGUCAAUGGUUAACAUCUGUACUGGGAAGCGCCGUGCAAGCCAGUGAGUCGCCAAUUGGAUCCGAAGGCUCAUCAGCAAUUGAUGCCAUUAUCAGGUCCCUAUCUGCGCUUUCAGAAACUGGGGACUCUUCCACAAGUGAUGUUGUCUCUGAAACUAAUGAUGCAUCUGAAACUAGUUCAUCUGAGACAGUUGCAAGUGAAACAAACUCAUCCGAAACAAGUGAGUCAAACUCAACCAAAUCAAUAAAUGAAUCAAACUCGGCCGGAUCAGCUAAAUCGAGCAUAGCUGAAAGAAGCGAAUCCACCACCGCAUCCUCCUCUGGCGAGUCAUCCGAGACUAGUUCAUCGACAACUAUCUCCAAUGUUGGUGCUACUUUAGGUUGUGGAUCAGUGAUUUCCCUCUUAGUUUUAGCAUUAAUAUAA
This is a messenger RNA of Lodderomyces orthopsilosis Co 90-125, 501 nucleotides long. RefSeq lists its product as uncharacterized. The record is from RefSeq and is a predicted model, not a curated record. The transcript has a single exon. Lineage: Eukaryota; Fungi; Ascomycota; Pichiomycetes; Serinales; Debaryomycetaceae. The coding region runs from base 1 to 501 and encodes 166 amino acids.